This is a messenger RNA of Hyaloscypha bicolor E, 1367 nucleotides long. RefSeq lists its product as uncharacterized. The record is from RefSeq and is a predicted model, not a curated record. The coding region runs from base 177 to 1217 and encodes 346 amino acids. The transcript is spliced from 2 exons. NCBI's taxonomy places the organism in Eukaryota, Fungi, Ascomycota, Leotiomycetes, Helotiales, Hyaloscyphaceae.
CAAACAACGAGAGGUCCACCCAAACCCCCGAAGACCGACUCGAGCGAAAUUACGAGCAGCCUAGAUUCCGGUACCACCAGCCUCGCAUCCGUAGCCCGCCCGGCUUCCAGUCAGCUUCGACGGCCUUCACACAUUUGACCAUUUCUAAGAAGUUCGCAUCGAGAAGAAAGGAAAACAUGAACCUUGGAGACGGAGGUCGGAUUGCAAGCAUCCAGCCUGAAGAGGGAGUCGCACAAGAUGGCCUUUCCCCCUGUGGGAAUUACUCCAGCCUUCUUCGUUCCACGAUCCCCAUUCCAAGGAAAUGUGCAGCCUCUCAGAGUCUAGAUGUUCAGCACCACCGGGAGAAACAAAAGCUCGACCAUUAUAUUACCCCAGACAAUCACCGGUCCUAUGUGAAAGGUUUCCCUAAAUUCCCUGAGCUUCCACCAGAGAUUCGGAUGCAAAUUUUCGACUAUGCUGGAGUCGCAUGGGGUGCGAACAAUGUUUAUAUAACCUGUCGUCGAAGAUACCAACCAUUUCAAAAUGUCACCCCCGCAUGCCAUCGGGCUCAAGGUCUCGGCGACCCUACACCAGGGCGGCAAUUACCAGACUAUUGGCCAUACGAACUUAGAGCAAGCUACAAACUUCCCCCUUUGCUCCGCACGAACCGCGAAGCUCGCAUCGCCGCUCAGAAAUUCUACAAGCUGUCCUUUGCAUAUCAGCUCAGUCACUCGUGCGGAGUCUGGUUUGAUUCCACCAGGGAUAAACUCAUAAUGGAAUCAGGCGGAGCAUUCGAUUUCUUCAAGCACGGUGCCGAAGACACGGAAGAAGAUCGAUCUGAGCGGAAAAAAGUCGAGAAGACUCUCCGCUAUCUAGUAAUACGAUCAUUGUUCGCUAAUGAGGUCCUCGAGCUCUGCGAUUAUAGUCAUGGUCUAGAGAACCUUGAUGCAUUGUACUUGGGAGAGGCAAAACGUUUCUGCCCUCGGAUUCAGAGCUUUGUGGCGCACUGCUUCAUGAUGGCCGAGGGGAAGUUGAGGGGGGGGUGGAAGCAGGCUGUGGGCAAGGGAGAGAUUACGAGGGCGCCGGAGGUGUAUACGCGCCACAGCGGCGAUUUUGAAAAGAGGUUAGGUAUUUGUGAGAAUGAGGAUCCUGAAGAGCUUCGCUUCACGUCCAUGAAGAUAAAGAUGGAGCGUAUAAAUUCAAACUUAAGUAUCUGGCUUGGCUGCAAAGUCAAUUAGACUGCCAUGUCCAAUGACAAUAUAGGGUGAAGAAGUGCUUCGUAGAUUGGAGAUUGGGUUUGGAUUUCAAACUGGAGUAGUUUAUGGGUUUGGGCCUCAAUGGAAAAGUAAAUAAUAACCAAAUUACUUGUACCGAAUAUGCAAAUCUUC